AUGGCUGCCGCUCUGGACCCAGAUGAAGUACUUCGCUCUUCGAAAGGGAGAGAUAAUUUUCAACGUCUGGCUCGGCUUUUGAUGAGUGGAGGUACUGUGCUAAUGAGGGAGGCUUUUGACAUCAAAUGUCCACCAAGUAAUCUGUCCACAAUACUUCAGAAUCCAGCCACGAAGAAGCUACUUAAGGCGGCAAAGCUCACCAAACCACAGUGGGACUGCCUGUACCCUUCCCCAGGGAUGUUUGGAAAGUCAACAGACUGUGAUAUAACUCUCCUUUUCCGGUUGCUGAGGACAAUAUGUGGCCUCACCCCUCCUGUCACGGGCUGGGAUGUGCUACCGGCAAGCACAGAUUACAGUUUGGAAGCAGAUUUAGCUAGAAUCAAAUAUUACCGCAAUUCGCUGUAUGGUCAUGUGAAUGAGAACAUGGAAAUCUCAGGUGACGAGUUUUUAGUUUAUUGGAGAGGAAUCAGCGAGGCUCUGGUGAGAAUCGCGGGUCAAAUCAGCCCUGCAAAGGCAAAAGAAUGGCAGAAUGCUAUUGAUACAUUUUUAAAAGAUCCCCUUACAGAGGAAGACAAGAGAUAUGAGCAGGAAUUGCACCGCUGGUACCAGAAUGAUACAGAAAUAAAGGAAUACAUGGAAAAAGUAGAAUUUUCGAUAAAACAUAUGGUGAAAGAAGCUCAAUACUUAAGACAAGAGGUUCGAGAAGAAGCCCAAGAUAUUAAAGAUGAGCUCGGAAGGAAAGUAGAAUUUACAGGCCAAGAGGUGCGACGCUUAGGACAAGACAUCAAAGAUGAGCUCGGAGUGAAAGUAGAAUCUACAGCCCAAGAAGUGCUGCGCCUAGCACAAGAAUUUCGAAGAGAAGCCCAAGACAUCAAAGAUGAGCUCGGGGGGAAAUUUGAAUCUGCAGCCCAAGAAGUGCAGCGCUUGAGGCAAGAGUUUCGAGAUGAAGCCCAAGACAUCAAAGAUCGAUUAAACGUGUUUGGCCGACACGUUUCCUCAGCUGGAGGUCAGCUUGUUGAUUUUAUUCUGUAUAUCUUUUACUAA
Messenger RNA from Pocillopora verrucosa, 1044 nucleotides. NCBI's taxonomy places the organism in Eukaryota, Metazoa, Cnidaria, Anthozoa, Scleractinia, Pocilloporidae. The record is from RefSeq and is a predicted model, not a curated record.